AUGCAAAUGAAUCCUCCUCCGAAUAUUGUUGACCAAACAGUGAUUCUUCCACUGGACAUGAUUUUUCACAUCAUGACAUUUAUUGAUCAUUUGCAAAUUAUCAAACGAUUUUCACUUGUUUCCAAGGAUUGGAGACAAGCAGCAAGUAGAUUUGCAUUGAAUCUUGAUUUUUCUAUUCACAAAAUUCAUCCACACAAGUUGAAUUUAUUUUUCAAUUCGAAUGCCAAUGAUGAAGAAUUCACAGAGACAAUGGAAGAUGAUUUUGAAGUGAAUUGGAGAAGGAAUAUUACUAGUUUGAAUGUUUCGUUCAAUUAUAUUGGAAAUAAGGGAGUGAAAUUACUUGCAAAUUGUGCCGAUUUUGGUCAAUUGCAACAUUUGAAUUUGAGAAGUAAUGGAAUUAAUUUUGAAGGAAUUAAUGCUCUUUCAAAGAGUGAAUUUAUCAAGAAUUUGAAAAGUUUGAAUUUGAGAUUUAAUAAUUUGGGAAAGGAAAGUUUUGAAGUUUUAACAGAAAGUGAAAAUUUCAAAAAUUUAACAGAACUCAAUUUGUACAAUUCCACAAAUGCAUCUAGUAAUCGUCCUAGACGUGCGUUCAUGAUGGAGUAUAGAACAAAUGACGAAUCUUAUCAGAAAUUGGUAAAAAGCCCCUAUUUAAAAAAUUUGAAAAGUUUGAAUUUGAGAUAUUGUGAUAUUGGAAAUGCAUUCGCAAUAGAGCUUUCGAAUAAUAUUGAAAUGAGGAAUUUAACAACACUCAAUCUGCAGCAUAACUAUAUCGGAGAUGAAGGCCUUAGACAUUUAUCCACGAGCACACAUUUGUCAAAUUUAACAAAUUUAAACUUGCAAUUUAAUUGUAUCUCUGUGGAAGGAUCUUUACACAUUGCAAAUAGUCCAGUAUUUUCAAAAUUGAGAAUAUUGAAUUUAUAUGAUAAUGGAGUAAAUGCGCAAAUAUUUGCAAGUCCAUAUUUGGGUAAUUUGGAAAUUUUAAAUGUGGGAUGUUCUGGAAUAGGUUCAGAGAAACUCAAAAUUCUCACUGAGAAGCCUUGUUAUUUAACUAAUUUGAAAGUACUGGAUCUGUGUCAUAACAAUUUGGACGAUGAAUGUUUGGGAUAUAUUGCUAAUUGUCCAACUUUUGCAUCUCUGACCUAUUUGGAGGUGUAUCCAACUGCUGAAUGGAUCUCAUUGAAUUUAAAUAUUCUAUUCGAAAGCCCAUUCCUCAAGUUAACCAAUCUCACCAAGAGGAACAGAUUGUACGUUAGAUUGCCAGAUAUGAGCUCUAAAUUAAUUCCGCAACCAACCAUGUCAAAUUUAACAAGUAUUUGUUUCUCCUGUAAUUUCGAAUUGAUAAAGGAUGUCAUUGAGAGUCCAUACCUUCACAAUUUGAAACAAUUAGGUUUAGGAGAACUUUUUACUUGGUAUUCUCAAGAAAAUAAUAUGGACCUAAAUGGAAGAAUCACCUCAAUUACAAGAAAUCCAGCAUUUUUAAAUUUGACUCGGUUGAAUAUUUCAUUUUGCAAUUUGAAUGAUCAGGAUUUUAUUGAAAUUUUAACUAGUCCGUAUUUAGUUAAUUUGACAUCAUUGAAUGUUAGCAAUAACAAAAUUGGAGAUAAGGGAAUGAAAGGAUUCGAAUCAUCUGCAUUGACUACCAAAUUGAAAAUCUUACAUUUAUCUAAUAAUCAAAUAACAGAUGAAGGAAUUCAAUAUUUGGCUUCUUCCCAACCAGUCAAUUUAAUUGCAUUAUCACUUUCAGAAAACACAUCUCUCACCGAUACUUCAUUGAAAUUAAUUUCACAAAUUGGAUGCGUUUUGACAAGUCUCAGAUGUUAUAAAAUCAAUCAAAUAACUGAUGAAGGAAUUGGAUACAUUGCAACUAGUCAAUUCAUGCAAGAAUUACAAUCAUUUACUGUGGAUGGAUCUAAUAUUUCCAAAUCUGGAGCCAUUUCAGUCUUGUUAAAUUUGAAAUUAUUGCUCAGAUCUCAAAAAACAUUUUUCAGAAAUGUCAUUGAAAAGAGAGUUCCCAAAAAGAAGUGCCCUUCACUUGUCAAAUUGGGCAGUAACAUGCUCUUAAUUGAAUUUUCUUUGAUUGGAAGUGGAAGUAAUGAUUUUGUAGUGGUUGGUGUAUGUUGUGUAGUGUCAUGUCUCUUGAAUCCAAUCUCCGCAGCCUUGAAUAUUGGACUUUCGAAUAGCAAUUUAAAAAAUUCUUUCGAAACAAGAAAACAAGCAGCAGUAAAAGGUUCCAUUCUCGCCACAACUUUCACAUCCAAACAAAAUGAUACCAUCUCUUUCCUCUCCACAAUUGAUGGAAACUUGACUCGUUCCUCCACUGAAUACGGUUCCUACAUUGAAAUGUAUGAUAACAUUGCCUAUAAUCCACUUUCUCAUCAUGCCUACAUGUAUGGAGUUUCAGAUGGAAUGAAUACUCUCGAUGUGUGGAAUGUCGAUGAUUUGACAAUGUUGCAUGAGAUUGUUUUGGAGGGAAAUGAUGCACCAAUGGAUAUUCAAUAUGAUUUGAGUUUUCCUGGUAAAUUGGUUUCACUUUCAGGUGAAGGUUCGAGAUUUGCUAUUGUGACCUAUGACUUGAAGAGUGGUAAUAAGAGUGUUUUGAUUUAUUUGGAUGGAAUUGAGGGAAUUGAAGGAAAUUCAAAUGCCUAUGACUCUAUCAAUCACAAGUAUUAUGUUUCAGUUUCGAAUAGAAAUGGAUCUAAUCAAUAUUAUGUCUAUAAUGUAAUGCAAAGAAAUUUGGAAGCAAAAAUUAAUGUUCCAUCAUCUUUGGAUAAUGCUCAAUUUGAUAGAUUUGGAAAUAGACUUGUAGGAACUGUCAAUGAAGUAUUUACAAUUCUUGAUUUGAAAACUGGCAAGAUGACAACCACAAAUUUGGAUCUUUCAAAGAUUGGUUUUAGACAAUUAGGAGCUGUUGCAAUUGAUUCUCAAUUUUAUUAUGUUUUCUAUGAAAAUCAUCAAGCUCAAUCUUUCUUUGUAAAGAUUAAUCUUGAAACUUUGACCUACCAAGUUUCUAAUGCUUAUAAUUUGGUUGGAACUAUGCUAUUCAUUCCUGGCAAAUAA
Naegleria gruberi is the source of this 3057-nucleotide messenger RNA. RefSeq lists its product as uncharacterized. Gene Ontology annotation, cellular component: SCF ubiquitin ligase complex. The transcript is spliced from 3 exons. Bases 1 to 3057 code for a protein of 1018 amino acids. The record is from RefSeq and is a predicted model, not a curated record. Gene Ontology annotation, biological process: SCF-dependent proteasomal ubiquitin-dependent protein catabolic process. Gene Ontology annotation, molecular function: protein binding. Lineage: Eukaryota; Heterolobosea; Eutetramitea; Acrasida; Naegleriidae.